UAUCGCAUAAACCGGUGAAAGGGAAUUCUGUCGAAGAUAAGAAUGGACGACGGCCGGAAUUGCAACGGUAGAGCCGUUAAAGAAGCGGAAAAUCAAAAUCCGACGGUGUGCAAGCGGUGCAAAGAGCUGUACACGGCGGUGUCCAAUUCCCCUAGCUCUUGCCGAUUUCACCCCUCAUUCUUCGUCUGCCGCCGCCACGACGAUCAAAAGAGGUACUACGAACUGGGACCCGAUGAUCCACCAUAUGCAGCCAAGUUUUACGAUUGUUGUGGAGCAGAAGACCCGGCCGCACCCGGCUGCAACACCAGUUUCCACAUUUCAUACGAUGAUGAAUAAGCACGGUCGACAUCAGUGAAACAUGAAUCGAAGCAGGUGAGAAUGCAGAAAGAGCCUCGUGACUACAUAACUUUUCUAGUUGAAGCUGGCUGGCAUGAAGAAGAAUAAAUGAGAGAGAUAAACAUAAGUGGUACACCUCUUUUUAUCUGUUUCUGUCCCCACGUUUUCACCUACAUGUGUAUGCUUGCAUUCUUCAUUUAGUUAAAUAGGCUACAAAUUUCAAUGUGACAUAUUGUGGUGCUUGGGCUUGCAUUAUUUAUUUUUCUGCUAUAGUUGUAAAAUAAAUAAUGAUAUAAUAAUGAUAUAAUAUAGUCUUCUUCUCUUGUUUA
Messenger RNA from Salvia splendens (bonfire salvia), 665 nucleotides. RefSeq names its product F-box only protein. The transcript is spliced from 2 exons. NCBI's taxonomy places the organism in Eukaryota, Viridiplantae, Streptophyta, Magnoliopsida, Lamiales, Lamiaceae. The coding region runs from base 43 to 336 and encodes 97 amino acids. The record is from RefSeq and is a predicted model, not a curated record.